AUAAUCCGUACCCUAAACCUAAUUUCAAGCACCACACCCUCUUCUCUAUUUUAAGAUUUCGAGAUAAACCCCAAACCUUCUUCACUAUUCUCUAUUUUAAGAUUUUGAGAUAAACCCUAAACCUUCUUCACUAUAUCUUCUUUCUGAUUCACUCGAAAGUUCAGUGGUCAACCAAAGAUAAAUCUAAUUGAAAACGCACGUUGGUGCCACUACUGCGCUGGUGGGUGUGGUGGGGUUCGCCGGAGAUUAAGAUCGAGGCCAGUGCACUACGUGUUAGGAAGGUUGUUGUUGUUACAAGGUGAUGAUAAACUCUUUACCCUGAUAUCUUCGUGGCAAAGUGAAAGCAAGCACCAGACCAGAGCUCACACUGUGUUAAAGGUGUUUGCAUAGAAUGGGGAAAACAGCAUACAAGAGGUUGUUGGGAAGCCAGAGCUUCCGGCAACGCCUUCUUCUUGCUACUCUCUCUUCAACUCCCAUUCUCAUUGAAGACAUUCGUGCUGAUGAGACAUGGCCAGGUCUCCGCAACCACGAGAUUUCACUUCUCCGUCUCUUCGAAACUGUCUGUGAUGAUUGCCACGUAGAAAUCAACGAAACUGGUACCAAAUUAAAGUACAAACCUGGAACUAUUAUUGGUGGCAGGCAACACAGUGCGCACGAUUGUGGCCUCUCGCGCUCCAUUGGCUAUUUUUUGGAGCCACUCAUUGUGUUGUGUUUGUUUGCUAAACAUCCCCUCACCAUUAGGCUCAAAGGAAUUACAAAUGAUUCUAAGGAUCCAUCGGUUGAUACCUUCAAGUCUACUGCUUUACCCAUAUUGAAGCGCUUUGGAGUUCCCUCUGAAGGCUUGGAGCUUAAAAUAGAGAGUCGUGGAUUACCUCCCAAUGGUGGUGGCGAAGUUAUUUUAUCACUUCCUGUUGUUCAGAGUCUAUCUGCUGUUAGUUGGAUUGAUGAAGGUUUUGUGAAGAAAAUUAGAGGAACUACCUUUUCAACCAGAGUAUCUGUUCAGUUUGAAAAUAGCAUGAUUAAAGCUACCCGUGGAAUAAUCAAUCCGCUGGUUUCUGAUGUGCACAUUUUCUCGGAUCACAGAUCAGGUCCUCAGGCUGGAAAUUCUCCUGGCUAUGGGAUUUCUCUUGUUGCGGAAACUACUUCUGGUUGCUUCAUCUCUGCAGACACUGCCGUUUCUCAUGCGAGGGAUGAUGAUACUUCUAGUCUUGCAGAUGACGCAAAAGGAGACCUGAUGCCUCCAGAGGAUAUUGGUGUGGCGACUGCCAAUGCUUUACUGGGUGAGAUAGCUCAAAGUGGAGUGGUAGAUUCAACACAUCAGGGCUUGCUAUUUCUUCUUUGUGCACUAUGCCCUCAAGAUGUUUCAAAGGUUCGCGUUGGAAAACUUUCCCAGCACGGGGUUGAAACUCUGAGAAACAUAAGGGAUUUUCUAAAUUUGAAGUUCAUUAUCAAACCAGAGCCGAAUUCACAGUCAGUUUUUCUCAAGUGUGUCGGUUAUGGCAUGAAGAACCUUUCUCGAAAGGUAUCAUAAAGUGAGUUCAACAGUCUUAUAAAUCCAAAAUACCAAGUCUGAAAGAAUUACAAUUUUGAAAGCCUGGAAAAGAUCUUAUAUAAGAUUCAAAUUAAUUUUAAAACUUUCAUCAUGUUAAGUGUUCUAUAAAAUUUGAGUCUCAAAUUAAUAUCUCCUUGUCAAUACAAUCAUUGGAUAGGAGAUGCCGUAAGAUGUUUCGAUUGUAGCAAAAGAAUGUCCUUUUUUGUUGUGUAAUCUAUCUUCUAUGAAAGCAUUCAAUCAAAUUUCUUUAGCUGUUC
Vigna radiata var. radiata (mung bean) is the source of this 1809-nucleotide messenger RNA. RefSeq names its product probable RNA 3'-terminal phosphate cyclase-like protein. Gene Ontology annotation, molecular function: RNA endonuclease activity. The record is from RefSeq and is a predicted model, not a curated record. NCBI's taxonomy places the organism in Eukaryota, Viridiplantae, Streptophyta, Magnoliopsida, Fabales, Fabaceae. Gene Ontology annotation, biological process: ribosome biogenesis; endonucleolytic cleavage of tricistronic rRNA transcript (SSU-rRNA, 5.8S rRNA, LSU-rRNA). Gene Ontology annotation, cellular component: nucleolus. The transcript has 9 exons. The coding region runs from base 392 to 1531 and encodes 379 amino acids.